AUGAGGAAUAUAAUUUCUACUGAUGGACAUUGCCUAAAGCAAAUCUUCCUACCGCUGCUUAAAACGCUGGUUCUUGACUGGGUUAUGGUUUCUCCUACCGACUUUGUGACUCUGCUUCAUGCUCUGCCUUCUCUUGAGGAGUUAGUUCUGGUUGAUGUAAUGUGGAAAGAUAUGGAGGAUGUCACAGUGUCAAGUGCAAGCCUCAAGACCCUAACAAUAAAGUUAAAUGAAUGGUUAAACACUUUAUCAUUUGAUACACCAAGUCUCCUUCACUUUAAGUACUUUGGUUCUAUUGCACCGGACUUUCCAGUAAUCAAUAUGGGAAACUUGGUUGAUGCUCAAAUGAACAUCUUUUUAUUAAAUGAACACCAACUCAUCAAACUCAAGAAACUUAGAGGACCAGAUAACGUGUGGAAACUCUUUCAUGGCAUACGUAAUGUUCCUCAUCUGCACUUGUUUCCACACACUUUUGAGGUGCUUUCUAUGUGCUCUGAAUCGAUGCCAGUGUUCAACAACCUCAAAUCAUUAGCUAUUAGGAGCGACAAGGAUCGAGGAUGGCAAACAAUGCCAACUCUUCUAAGGAACUGCCCACAUUUAGAAACUCUAGUCAUUCAGGGUCUCGUGCACCGUGUAACAGAUAAGUGUGGGGAUGUUUGUGGCUGCAUUUCUCGGGAGGACAAAGGACUUUCACUCAGACUUUGUCCAGUAAAAGUGAUAAAGAUUCAUGGGUUUCAAGGAACAAUAGAAGAGAUGGCGAUGAUAGAGCAUUUCUUGGAGUAUUUUCCAUGUUUGAAGGAGAUGGAGGUCUAUGCUGAAGAGAAUCCCACAUGGCUAAGAAACCAUGAAGUUUUUAAACUUGUCUUGGAGAAGUUCGAACUCUACAACAAGUUAUCGACUUGCAAUGUUAAACUCAUGGUGGCCCGUAUUCUUUCAUAUAUGAAGUGGCUGAAGAAAAAAACCAUCUCCUAGUUUUUUCCUGCAGUUUAAGGUGUGUCUAACUUUGCUUGAAAACUGUCUCAAACUGUACCAAUCUCAAAAGUCUGUAGUUUUUUUCUUCUUGCUUGUUUUAUGAAUAAUUUACUAUCGAUGGCUUAUUUUCAUUUGAUUCCCGCCAAGAAUUUGCUUUGAGUUUGUUCUUGU
Raphanus sativus (radish) is the source of this 1140-nucleotide messenger RNA. Its product is annotated as putative F-box protein At5g38390. The record is from RefSeq and is a predicted model, not a curated record. The coding region runs from base 1 to 969 and encodes 322 amino acids. NCBI's taxonomy places the organism in Eukaryota, Viridiplantae, Streptophyta, Magnoliopsida, Brassicales, Brassicaceae. The transcript is spliced from 4 exons.